Bicyclus anynana (squinting bush brown) is the source of this 2613-nucleotide messenger RNA. RefSeq lists its product as uncharacterized. The transcript is spliced from 6 exons. The record is from RefSeq and is a predicted model, not a curated record. Lineage: Eukaryota; Metazoa; Arthropoda; Insecta; Lepidoptera; Nymphalidae. Gene Ontology annotation, molecular function: chromatin binding. Gene Ontology annotation, cellular component: nucleus. Gene Ontology annotation, biological process: regulation of cell cycle; translesion synthesis. Bases 250 to 1038 code for a protein of 262 amino acids.
GCUUUAGUCAAAUGAAAAUUGACAAAAAUAUUAAUUGUAUUUAAUUAUUUAUGUUUUUUUGGGAUUUCUUGUUAAAAAUGUGUAUUAUCUUGUGUUGUGAGUUAUGCUUGUGAUAAUUGUGAGUGAAAAAAUAUAAAACCAGUGACUUUAGACCAUGAAAUCUGGCCAAAAUAUACGCACAUAACCUAAAACUUUUUUAACAAAAAAAAAAAAAACUAUCAGUCUCAGCGGGAAGGCGACCUUAUUCUAAUGCCAACCCAGUUGGAAUUUUGGAAAAUUAACUUCUAUGCAAUACUACUAGUUAGGACAGUGCACAGACGGACUAUUUAUAAUAUGGCACGGACGAGAGCAUCGGUAGCCGCUAAAGUGGUGUUGAACGGGAAGAGCAGCAAACGAAGUUGUAGCGCUGCUCCCGCGUCGAGCCGCCCCACAGCCUCCGGGUCCAGUGGUGAGAAGUCUUCUAGAAGCUACUCUGGCGGCAACAGUGUGUGUCCACGAGAAACUCCCAAAUGGCAGAAGCCCAUCACCAACUUCUUCAUACAGAACAGAACAGAAGUCAGAGCUGAUGAUGCAGAAGAUACUGCUAAGGCUGGCAGUUCAAAGUCAAAACUAAAACGUAACAUCAUAGAGUCAGAUGACGAAGAGCCCACAGACAAUACAGACAAGCCCAUAAACAAGGAGCUGGAUGAGACCAUAGAGCUCGAACCAUUGACUGGAGAGAACAGUCACAAGAUAGACGAAUAUUACUCUACUGGAAAAGUUAAUGGAACUAAAAGAGUUCUGGAUGAAAGUGACGAAGAACUUAAUGCUGGCAGUUCAAAAUCUAAACCAAAACGUACCGUGAUACAUUCAGAUGAUGAAGACGAACACACGGACACACAAACAAACAAGGAUCAAGCAAUUAAAGAUAUAGAUAAAGAAGAGAAAUGUGACAUAGAAAUAGAUAAAGAAAACGUAGAUACAAAUGUGAAUAGAAACAAGAGAUCGUUGGAUGAAAGUGGAGAUGACAGGAGUGGGAAAAAGAUAAAACUUGAUUAACUUAAUUAUUUUAAUAUUUUACCAACAUCGUCAUAACUCGCGAAGAGAAAGACCUUGUCGACCAAUAUUGACUAUUGGUCGACUUUUAUCUUUGUCUUGUCUCGCGUACCAUACGCCACGUUAAUGUAUUCAUGUAUUUUGCUCUUGUUGGACGUAGACAGAUAAAAUAAUAGACAUGUGGGUAUAGUGCGCGCAAGUUUGCGCGUGACCAAAAUAGGAACUAAUCAAGUUAUGUGUCAAUGGCUAACUUGUAAAGAAUAAAAAAAAAAAGAGAAAACAGACCACUGAAGAUUGCAACAUUAAGUUCGUUGCCAGAUUUAUCUUGCGCGCACUUUAGCUUCCGUUGCAUUCUCCCAAAUAAGAUAAAACUUAAAGAUAAAACUAGUGUAUCCAUAUAUAUGAAACGAUUGUUUAAUGAAUGAAAAUCAGAUUUAGUACGUUAAAAACUAUAUUGGUUGUAGGUUGUCUCAAAAACUCCUGGUCAAACUAUCAAUAGUUAACACAAUAGGCUUACUUUACAAGCACUUUCGAAACGUAACGGUAUUAAUAUUAUAAAAUAAUGGUGAUAAUAAAGUCGAAAAUAUAAAACUAAAUUUACGAGGGUUCCAAAAAUCUUGGUUUGAGAAGAGCCCACAACAAACUCAGCCGGGUUUGUUCUUUUUUUAGUUUUGAACUUUUUUUAGCCAGUCAUGUAAUACUAUAUUCAUUUUCAAGCUAUUUUGUCCGUUAAUAAUAGUUUGGCCAGGAAAUUUUCAGGCAAUCUACUCGCAAUAUAGUUUUUAACAUACUAAAUUUGAUAUAAAAUACUUUUCAUCUAUUAAUCAGACGGAUGAAGGUAAUUUCUAAUACAAAUACACUAUUAAUGUGUGUGUGAUUUUUUAAAUAAUUUUUAUCCAUUACUUUAACACAUUCAGAGAUAAAUAUUUGAGAAAAAUAUAAUAGAGACUCAAGCAUGCAACAACAAAGAGUGUCACAGCAAUAGUUAUUGCAAAGCAAGUCGUCAUGCCUUGCACUUGUUUUCGAUGCUUUUUUUAAUCCCUAGGGGGGCAGCUGACCUCCCCCCCUCUUUUUUUUGGAUUUUCAUCGACACUAAUCAGUUGUCUAUUUACUUCUUUGUCUACGCACUACUACUGUGAUGUACUUAGGACAUCAGCAUUUGAUAUGCUGUAUUCUGAAUAUGUUAAGGAUUUAGUUAUUUAAUUAAUUCAUAUAUACUCAGAGGCACAAUUAUCCGCCCAUUUUUAUAUGACGCGAGUAUAGUAAAGUUUGCGGAUAAUUGUGCCUCUGAGUGUAUAUAAUUUCCAUAAUAGCCCGGAGCUCUUUGCAUGCAUGGAUUCUUUUUAUUAAUUAACUAUUUUUGAAUAUGCUUUAUGCUUCAAUUAUUUUUUGUCCUUGUUUCAUUUAAAGUAAGAUUAAAUUAUCCAUUUUAAAUAUUUGAUUAAUUAAUUCGUUCUUGUAUGCCAUAAGAUUGUUAAGUUAACUGAUAUAUUUUAUAAUUUUUUAUUUAAGUUUGUGAGAAUAACUUAAGUUACCUUUAACAUUAAAGAAUUAAAUAAAUGAUAUUUUCCAAUUAAA